GUGUGGUCGAUGGUCGUGUUUAUUUCUGUGCGAAGACAUGAGGGUGUUGUGUUUUUUUUUGCAUUGUUUAAGUGUUUGUUUGAUUCAAUAUUCGUGUCUUUCUUCGUGUUUUCGCGUUAAUUAACUUUACCAAUGUUUUCUGGUUCCUGGCAAUAUUGAAACGGAGAUGAAAAUGAUGGGUGUUUUGGAAACAAAAAAUGUGGCUUGCCUUUCGUCGUCAACACAUGUGGCUCCUGGAUACGAUUUAAUACGUUUUAUUAUGGCAAGAGAUAACGCUUCCAGAAAACGACUGUCUUCCACGAAAAGGAAUCGUGGAAAUGCCACCGCACUUCAAAGAUGGAGAGAUUCUCAGAAGAAUAAAGCUGGAACGACUGUUGCAACUGUUCAGGAUUCCACUGCAGAUGUUUUGUCUUCCACUAGUGGAAAUUGUUCAGAAUCGGUUAAUAUUUUUGAAGAAGUUAUUACUAAUUUUCAAAGUGAUACCAGUUCGAUCCGUAUUGGAGUAGAUGCAUGGGUGCGGUAGUUUCGCAUAAUACAAGAAAAUGUCAUACUACAUUGCAAAAUGUAUGCAAUGAAAAUAAUUCUAAAAUUAUCAGACGAAUUGAAAUGCGACGAACGCAAAAAAUAGGAGACAGUGGCUUUUAACUAAAAAGUAUAAAGGGAAAAGUCGGGAACAACGGAGCGGAACUAAUAAUGAUCCCGAUUAUGGUGAAAAUUGCCAUAAGUCUGAUCUACCUCCAGAAAUUUUUAAGGUUAUGGGAGAAGAAUUUAAAAAAAAAUGGUCAAGAGCGAAGAUGAAAUAGCCCACAUUGAAAGAAAAACAGUCUUUCGAGACAGCACAGGGAAAUGGAUCGAAGAAAGGAGAAAACUAUUAAUUGCCUCUAAUUUUGCUAGAGUUUGCAAACGAAAGAAAAACUCUAAUAGUGCAAAAUUAGUUUAAUACAUUUUGUAUAAGUCACAAAACAUAAAAGCUAGAUCACUUGAUCAUGGAAAACAUUCUGAACGUAUUGCAAAAGCCGAACUUCAGCUGACAGAAAAACCUGCGGAUAUUGAACCCUGUGGUUUGUUUAUUGACCCAGAAAAUUAUUUUGUGGGGGCUUCUCCAGACGGUCUGGUAGGAACAAAUCAAAUUGUAGAAAUUAAAUGUCCUUAUGCGGCCCUCAGAUUACAACUAACGCCCGAAGAAGUCAUCAAAAAAAAGAAAAUAACUUUCUGGCGGCAAAACAAAUCUGGCGAAAUCAUUAUUAACAAAAAGCACGACUGGUAUUACUAAAUUCACAUUACCAGGAAAAAAGAAUGUAUGUAUUUUAGGUGUGUGGACUGGACCACAGAAAAUGAAAGUAGUGUACCUACAUUUCA
Molecule: messenger RNA, 1359 nt
Organism: Zophobas morio
Lineage: Eukaryota; Metazoa; Arthropoda; Insecta; Coleoptera; Tenebrionidae
Exons: 4
Coding region: 167-523 (118 amino acids)
Source: RefSeq, a predicted model, not a curated record